AGCGUUUCAUUUUCAUACAUGUGACCACAAAACAUAAUCUGAAAGAAGCAUGCACACCUUGCACCGAAAUACACAUUUUCAAGAUAUUGAUGCUGUACACCUGGAGUUCACGUAGUAAAAUCUUUUUCAACUUUUAAAGCCCGGAGGCAAACAAUAAAGAUAAUAUAUUUAACGGAAACGACUGACUAAAUGCAUGCUCUUUGAUAAACCUAAUGCAUUGGCGAAACAGGAUACUGCAUCCGUUCACAAUUAUCACAGCUCGAGUAUAUGAACUUUAUACGUGUUACAGGCAACACUUAUUAUAAAGGUUCGUAGGCCUGAUAGUAUGUGAUUCAUGUGAGAUGGAAUUUCAUAUUUGUGAAAGAAAUGUGCGGUUAUUGAUAUGUUCUGAUCACUUUUACACAAAUUGUAUGAAACUGUGACAACUUUAAUUGAUCAACCUGGUGAAAAGGAUUGUUUUGAAAUUGUAUUGUAAAACUUCUAUUCCGCGUAGACGAUGAAUAGUUACCUCAUCAAGAGCUGGAUGGUGAUAUGUGUGUUUGUUUGGCUAUCCAAAGAUUCUAGCGCUGAUGUUUGCUCCAGGGCAGAGACUUGGUUUCAGUCCACCUUUCCGGGUACCAAAGAGUUUAGCACCGACGGCAUAUCUCAAGAUUGUUAUUCAUCCCACCUUUCGUGUACGGAGAGUUUCUUAAAGAGGAAGUACGGUUCAAAUAUGACGUGGGAUAAGUUGGACGCCCCGCCAGCCGAAAAGUUCACCCUAACUGCGCGUUGUGAGAACGGCAAUGUCAUCGAUGUCGGAUGGAAACUGCCGCAAUUCAGACACGCGGACGACGGCCACGCAGUCUUCUGCAACACGCCGCAAAACUCGUGGCUCGUGCGUAACGCCGACCACAGGCGAGGCAUCGUGCAUAGAGGUCGCCACCACAGCCAUCCAACAAAGAUAUCACAAACGGACGAAGAAAUAGCGUCUUGUUCACGCGGGAUGAAAUAUGGCAGUGAAAACUUCAGAGUAAGGGUGUACUCCGACACCGGCAAAAUUGAUGUUGACAGUUUGGCGGGAAAUUUUACGAGGUUUAGCAGGGCGAAACGGGUGUGUAUAAAAUGA
Mya arenaria is the source of this 1105-nucleotide messenger RNA. RefSeq lists its product as uncharacterized. NCBI's taxonomy places the organism in Eukaryota, Metazoa, Mollusca, Bivalvia, Myida, Myidae. The transcript is spliced from 4 exons. The record is from RefSeq and is a predicted model, not a curated record. Bases 497 to 1105 code for a protein of 202 amino acids.